AUGGCAGGGGAGAAGAAGAAGCCUAGCCGGAUUGCUCCAAUUGCACUGGAACCAGAGAUUGCGUUGACUCGAGAAGAAACAGAAGAAAAAGAGGUGAUGGAACCAGAGAUUGCGUCCACCUCGGAGCCAAAAAAACAGGGGACCUUGCAUAUUAAUAUUCCGUUCACUAAAGCAAUUGAGGAGAUGCUCGCAUAUGCAAAGUUUCUAAAGGAUAUGAGUGCAAAAUCUAUCAUCCCACCAAAAAUGCACGACUCUGGGAGUUUCACUAUACCUUUCUCUAUUGGAGGGUUAUACAUCGGUCAAGCGCUAUGCGAUCUCGGGGCCAACAUUAACUUGAUGCCCCUGUCAAUUUUCAAGCAGUUGAAUGUGGGGCAACUUGCGCCCACGACGGUGACUCUCCAAUUAACGAAUAGAUCUCUUGUGCAUCCAGAGGAGAAGGUGAGGAAUGUUCUAGUUACAAUAGAAAAAUUUAUAUUACCAACAAACUUUAUCAUCAUGGACUAUGAAACAGACAAAGAUGUGCCCAUCAUCCUAGGGCGACCAUUCUUAUCCACCGAUCGCGCCCAGAUUGAUGUGCACAAAGGAGAUAUCACGCUGAGCGUGAAUGGACAGAAGCUCAGGUUUGACAUUAUCUGA
Molecule: messenger RNA, 636 nt
Organism: Benincasa hispida (wax gourd)
Lineage: Eukaryota; Viridiplantae; Streptophyta; Magnoliopsida; Cucurbitales; Cucurbitaceae
Source: RefSeq, a predicted model, not a curated record